CGAGGUUCCUGUUGUGGUAAUUGCAGUUGUUGUUCCAAUGGUCAUGUCACUGCAAGAUCAGCUGAAGCGCCUCGGCACGGCCGAUUUGCGCAACACUACUGAAGUGUCCAGAAGAUACAAGGCGUCUUUUCUCUUUACUGCCAAGGAAGCCGCAGAUAAGGAUCUCGAGACGAUCUAUGCCAUUGGUUACAAUGGUAUUUUGGAACUCUGUAAUCUCGACGAGCGUUUUACCGCUUUCCAAGAGACUCUGUUUUCUGAAGGCAUGAAAUCCGUUGACCGUGUCCUUCAGACUAAAGAAGAUAACGAAAAACUGGAUGCCAGUGUCACGGCCUUUUUGCGACAACUAUCACCUUAUUUUCUCGUAAAGCCUGCCGGCAAAGCUUUGGAAUGGUUGAUCCGCCGUUUCCGUAUUCACCAGUUCAAUGUCGAAGCCAUCGUUGGUGCCAUUCUGCCUUAUCACGAAACAAAAGCCUUUGUCAAGAUGGUGUCCAUUCUUCAGAUUGAUGAUGCCUCCCCUUGGGGCUUCUUAAAAUCUAUAAAGGAAAGCGGCGUUCCUUUGCCUCGUUCCGUGCUGGUGACAAAGCUGCACAAAGAUCGCUUUGUGUUGGACUUUGUAUGCAAGACAGUGACGGAAAACCCGGUGCACUUUUCCACUUUGUAUGCUUUCUUUGCCGCUACCAUGACAUCGUACAUCACCGCAGGUGAACGAAUUACCGAGGACAAGGCGGUUGCAUUGAUGCCCUACCUGAUCAAUGGCUUGAACGCCCGGAAGAUCCCGGAAUUGCAGAUUGCUGCUUACAUGAUCGUUUCUCAGCUCUCUUCGGUGAUCACCUUGAGCACCGCCGCUAUUUCGUCUUUCACUCGUCCCAUGCUGAAGCGCUGCGGAGAAAAGCACUUGGGUUUUGGCCUUCUUGCCGUGGUUCACCUUGCUCAAACACAAGCCAGUUUUGAAGGUCUGGGCAAGUCGACUACAGCCGCGUUGAUGCGUUCGCCUUCGUUUGAACAACAUUUAUUGGAUAUUGCCGGCAAAUACACCACCGAACGCUUCAUGGCUUGUAUGAUUCCCAGCUUUUGCGCCGCCGGCAAGGUGGAGCUUCUCCAGAAAUUGGUGCUCAACAGUUACCUUUCGAGUGAAAAUGUCCGUUUGCUUUGCAAUCGUCUCGUUGACAAUUAUUUGUCCGUUCCUGCUGACGGAAAGAAGGAUUACGUUGCCACGCAUCGUCCCUUGUUGAUGGCCAUUUCUCAGCUUUGUGUGGAUGAUCUCGAUGCUGUACUGGAGAAAAGAGUUCAAAAGGUCUCUUCUACCGAAUCUCCCGAUCUUUACGAAUUCAUCUCUGCCGCUUUCAAGGGUACCCGACACGAUGUGGUGCGUGAAGCCAACACGACCUUGUACCUGUGCCUCAACAGUCCCGCCGCUUCGGUCCGCUUGCUUGGUAUCAAGAAACUUGUGACUAUUUUGGAUGAUAAAGAAAGUGCUUUGACUCAGUCGCCUGAUAUGAUUCGCUCCUUGUUCGUCGGCGCGCUUGAAAGCUUUGAUGAUCUUCUUUUGUACAUGAUCCGUGAUGUGCCUCAGAAGCUAUUGGAAUUUGUGCCUGCUCAAGACGUUUUCAACGCUUUGAAUCGUCUUAUGCAAGAACGUGGUGCAUAUGCUAACAAGUCCGCCCAUAUCGUUGUUCAAUUCCUUUACGAUCAAUUGGCUCUCAAUCAUCCAGAGAUGGCCACCCGUGUGGCUCGUCUGUUAGCCGUUUUUGCUUUUGCUGCAUCCGACGAUAAUAUCAAAGCGUUCAAGCCAACCUCUGUGAAGAAACAGGGUCAUCUUCUCAAGACAAUGUACGAACAUUAUCAGACAUCGGUCAAGUCCUCUGGUGCGAUGUCUUUCAUCAAGUUGGAGGCUGACGGUAUCCAAACCGAGGUUUCAAAGGAACGACUUGAUUUCUGGAUCGACAUGGUGAAGAGCGACAAUCGCGUAGAAAAGGUGCUCGGACUUUUGGUGAUCAGUCGUGCCAUCUAUAUCACCAAGGAUACAAAGCAAUACGGUUUGGGAUUGGCGGCUCUGGAAGGUGUAUUCGCUUCUGUAGAUGCCGAAGGAAAGAAGGCCAUUUAUACCACCAAGUAUCUUGCUAGUAUGGGUUCGACCGAAGAGGGAUUGCCCUUAUCGACUAUGUUCAACAGAUUGUUGAAGAUUGACGAUCUUGACGAUCUUACCAUCGCUCGCUUGAUUCAGCUCGUUAUCCGCAACAUCGCCGUUGCCAUGCAACCGUUGAAUGAAGAAAUUGUCUGGUCCGCCGCCGAAAGUCAAUCGCAAAAGGUGCGCUUGUAUGGUCAGACCAUGGUGGCGUUGUUCAAAGCGCUUGUGGGUGGUCCCACUCUCGGUUGCUUUGAGUCCAUGCUUCCGACGUUCAUCCGUGACCAUUUGCAGAAUAAGCCUUGGGAGUUUUUGGUGCUUGUUUGGAGCAGUGAAGAUGUUUCCUACGUGAUUCAAGCUCGUGCUUUGCAAAUCGCUGCUUCUUUGAUGACCCACAAUGGCUUGCAGUCCAAUGCGGUCGAUUUCCAACAUUUGGUGCCUGCUCUGCUCCCCCUUUUGCAAUCUGAGGAAUCGUCUCUUCGCGUGCAAACGAUUCACUGCUUGCAAGCUAUCCAGAAAGCUUAUGCUGCUGUCGGGCUUCCUACAGGUCGCAAAUUCUACGAAAAAGACAACGACAAGAAAUCGUCGGCCGGUAAACCUUCCGGUAAUAUCACCAUCUUGAGCAGUUCCAGUCUUUAUGGCCCUUCAGGUGCAGAUAUCGGACACAUUCGUUCGGACGAUGCCGCUCAUUUCGUGGAUUACCUUUGCUAUCGCAGCACUGAAUUGUCGGGUGAUCGCAUGUAUAUUGCGAGCUUGCUCAAGGAAUAUCUGCAGCUUUGCGAACAAUCAAAGGACAAAUCGGCCCGCGUACGAAAAGACACCAUUCUUGGAUUAUUCUUGGACCACGUCAAGGCGUUGCCGUAUCGAUCGGUGCAAAUUAAUUUGUUGAAUCUGUUGCAAGAUAUUGAAGCGCCUCUUAAGCUACAGAAACUGGCGCCUGUUCUUCAAGCUGAACUCAAGAAACCGCGUGACACUGUCCACGCGCGCUUUGUUGGUUUGCUCAUUCGCUGCUACUUGCCUUGCAAUGCUAGCCAACUCGGAGCCAAGAACGAUACGACAUUACCGCUUUUCUUGGAGUUGUUGUCCAACAAGACGGAAACGGAGCAGACUUUGGACGUGUGUCUCUAUGCUCUUCAGCAAAUCACGCCUGCCUUCUUUGCUGAAGCAAACGAGAAUACCCAGCAGAAAUUAUUUGCUAACCUGAUCCGUAUUGCCACUGAUGGUCAGCAAAAGGAUAUUCGUGCCGCCAAAUCUGUUCUUUCUCGCAUUUCUGUCCCGGUCAAGAUGCUGGUGGAAAACUUGACCCUGGUGGCCAAGACUCUCAUGGGAUCCGUUACGGUGGAUUCGUCUACUCAAAGCGCCAAGCGCGCUCGUGUUGCGACCACCGCUUCCAAGCCUGUGGAUCUUUAUCAGCUCGUUACGGUGCUGGAAUACGUUGAAACGACCUCGAUCAUGGAUGAUGUGGCGCUGAUCAAGCCCUUGUUCGAAGUGCUGACGGCGGUGAUCAAUGCCGAUUUGCGCGACAGUCCUGUAUCGCUCGAUUAUAUUAACCAGAUCACGAUGGCCUCGCUUACGCGUAUCAUUCAAUCCGCGGAGGAAAAGAAGAUCAAUGUGGAAGAAUCUACGCUUCGUGUCGACGUGGUGGUGCAGUGCAUUCGUGUCACUGGUAAUCCUCAAACCCACAACCAGGCUCUGUUGCUGAUGGCCACCAUUGCUUCCAUGUAUCCUGAAUGUGUCUUGCACAACAUUAUGCCCGUGUUUACUUUCAUGGGUGCCAACGUGUUGCGACAGGACGACAAUUACAGUUUCCAGGUGAUUCAGCAAACGUUGGAAAAGGUGAUUCCUCCCCUGGUGGCUUCACGACGAUUGACAACCGAUGGUCAUGCUGCCCUGGCUCUCCAGGUGAAGCCUGUCAUCAAGGUGUUUGUGGAUGCUCUGUUCCAUAUUCCCAAGCAUCGCCGUCUCCGUUUGUUCUCGGUGCUUAUUCACACGCUUGGCGAAGACGAGUUCCUCUAUGUGAUUAUCUCAUUGCUUUUGGAGAAGUUCACCGAAAAGUUGGCCAGGGGCGCCAAGCAAGAAGCCGAAUCCCUUACGGAGUUCAGUUUGGUUAUCAGUCAACAGUUCACUUGCCAGACCCAGAUGAAGGCCUUGAUUGCUUUGCUCAAUUCCAUGUUGACAUUGCCCAACGAGAAGCCGGACGAUGUGGAAAUGAGCCAAGAUACUUUGUUCAAUGUGAACGAACACAGCGCCAAGCAAUUGCGCCAAUAUAAACUUGCGACGGUUAACUUUGUCGGUGAGUUGCUUGGAUCCAGAGGUUUCCUCAGCAAGGCGAGAAGCGUCAAUGCGGAAGACGCACGCGAAGCUUUGGAACCUUUCUAUUUGGAAUCGGUCGAGCUGUUGUUGAAGAUUGUGACCUACUUCUCCGACUUUGCCGAGCAGUAUGCCGCCUCGGCCGAGAAAAACCCAGCGGUGGUGAAGUUCUGGCGCGCGAUUUUGAAGGUGGUGUAUGACGUUCUUACCAAGGUGAAUGCUUUGUUGUCUCUUCCUGCGUUUAUCAAUGUGGUGACGCACCUCUUGAAACACCGCGAAGUCAGCAUUCGUCGCAAGGCCAUGACGCUUUUCAACGAAAAGAUUGAAGCACUUCGCGGCCAAGCUCCCGAGGAGGGUGAAUUGCAUUUGGUGAACAUGGUCAAGGAACUGUGCGACUGUAUUGCGAUGGAAUCCAAGACGACCAGUGAGGAAGAUAGCUCCAUCAAUAAACAAUCCGCCUUGUUGUGUAUUGCCUCGUUGGCCAAGAUCUCUGGCCAGAGAUAUCCUGGUGAAUUUGCAGAUGCUAUUCCUGUCAUCACUGGUGCUCACGGUUUGCAGGUGGACAACGAUCAACUCAAGAUUUCCAGCUUGGUGUGUCUUACGGUGAUUUGCCAAGAAAUUGGUCCUCGUGCCGUACCGCACUUGCCCAAAUUCAUGCCGAUCAUGAUUGAUCUUCUUAGCAAGACGGUGAGCCAAGAGUCUUCCAAUGUGAUGCUUGAAAUUGCCGUGAUUGCAGCUCUGGAGACGAUUGUCAGUGUACUCCCUCAUUUCGUCAGUCCUUAUCUUGGAAAAAUUCUCGGCGGUAUCUUGCAUUCUUCCAUCUAUGAAGUUGAUGUGUCUUUGGACGCUCAGCGCCAGGCCGUCAAGGAAAAGGCGGAUGCUGUUCUCUCUGCCGUGGCCACCAAGGUGCCACCGCGCGUGCUUUUGACGCCAGUGUUUGCUUUUUACGACUCUGCUUUGAAACGUGGCAAAAACUGUGUUUUGUCAUUGUAUUCUGUUGUAUCUCAGGCCAUCCGUACCAUGUCUCGUGACGUGAUGACUUCGCACUACAAGCAGCUGUUCAAGUUCUUCCUCUUGGCUUUCGAUAUUCGACGUACCCACGGAAAGCAAUUCGACGCAGAUGCCAUCAAUGAACUCGAAGGAUCGAUCAUUAACGCGUUCUUGGAUUUGGUCAUGAAGUUGAACGAAACAUUGUUCAAGCCUUUGUUCCUCAAGAUUUAUGAUUGGGCGACGUUGGAGCUGGGUGACGAUCGCUUCUCCAAGGCUGCCUUGGAACGAGCCCUGUUCUUCUACAAGUUGUUGGAUGGUUUGUUGGCGAAGCUCAAGUCUAUCUUUACGCCUUACUUUGGCUACGUGAUUGACGAUGUAAUUGCUCGUCUCGAGCAGUACAAGUCGACCGAAACCACCCCUGAUACAUUAUGGUGCUAUCUCAUGCAGGCGUUGCAGAAAUCGUUCUUGUAUGAUGCUGAUAAUUUGUGGAAUGCCGAGAAGUUUGAAAAGAUUUUGGAUCCUGUCAUCGAACAAAUGUCGAUCAUUGGCACCAACGAAUCGGAAGCUUAUCUGACCCGUAUGACGACUUACUUGGUACCCUGCAUUGGCCAAAUGGCUGUCACUAUUUCGAACGAUACUCUUUGGAAGCCGCUCAACCACAAGAUUCUCAUGAAGACACGCGAGGAUAUACCCGAAAUUCGCUUGGCAGCCUUGAAGUGUAUUGAGGAAUUAUACAGUCGUUUGGGCGAAGAAUGGUUGCUGUUCUUGGCAGAGAGCAUUUCAUUCCUUGCAGAACUCAUGGAAGAUGAUGAUCCUCGUGUUGAGAAGCUUGUACAGCAAGUCAAUGCUCAAAUCGAAACGCACUUUGGCGAAAGUCUCGACAAGUUCUUCCAGUAAAACUUGCCCCUCUCAUCUCAUCAAUCUGUCACAUAGAAACAGUCACUGUAUAGAUUUUCAUUGUAACGAACACAUGCAUACAUUAAAAGAUCUCUUUACCGUUCAUUGUCGAU
This is a messenger RNA of Radiomyces spectabilis, 6435 nucleotides long. RefSeq lists its product as uncharacterized. The coding region runs from base 38 to 6322 and encodes 2094 amino acids. Gene Ontology annotation, molecular function: snoRNA binding. The record is from RefSeq and is a predicted model, not a curated record. The transcript is spliced from 9 exons. Lineage: Eukaryota; Fungi; Mucoromycota; Mucoromycetes; Mucorales; Radiomycetaceae. Gene Ontology annotation, biological process: maturation of SSU-rRNA from tricistronic rRNA transcript (SSU-rRNA, 5.8S rRNA, LSU-rRNA); positive regulation of transcription by RNA polymerase I. Gene Ontology annotation, cellular component: t-UTP complex; 90S preribosome; small-subunit processome.